Molecule: messenger RNA, 1434 nt
Organism: Glarea lozoyensis ATCC 20868
Lineage: Eukaryota; Fungi; Ascomycota; Leotiomycetes; Helotiales; Helotiaceae
Product: P-loop containing nucleoside triphosphate hydrolase
Exons: 4
Coding region: 1-1434 (477 amino acids)
Biological process (GO): double-strand break repair via homologous recombination
Cellular component (GO): chromosome; cytoplasm
Molecular function (GO): ATP binding; 3'-5' DNA helicase activity; four-way junction helicase activity
Source: RefSeq, a predicted model, not a curated record
AUGCCUCGAAGUUUCGCCAGAUCAAAUUCUUGUGUAGACAUCGAUUUCACUUUACGGAGAAAGUUCAAGAAAACAGCGUUCAGACCUCUUCAACGUGAAGUCAUUGUUGCGGCAUUAGAUGGUCACGAUGUUUUCGUACAGGCGGCUACGAGUUUUGGGAAGAGCAUGUGCUUCCAGUUGCCGGCCCUCAUAGAUCAUGGAAUCACCAUUGUCAUUUCUCCGCUGCUGUCUCUAAUGACCGACCAAGUAAAUGCAUUGAAAGCAUCAGAUAUAGACGCUGGUUCGAUCAACGGGAACACACCAUAUGCCGAAAAGCAAAGACUCCUGCGAGAUCUUGCAACCGGUCACCCUUUUACUCGACUUCUUUACGUGACACCUGAACAAUGUGCGACAGACAGCUUCAAGAGACACUUAGGAGUCGUCUAUGAGCAGCGAGAACUAGCACGUAUAGCCGUUGAUGAAGCUCAUUGUAUAUCUGAAUGGGGUCACGACUUUCGCCCGUCGUUCAAACAGCUCAAGUGGUUCCGUCAGAAUCUACCUGACGUUCCUAUUAUUUGUCUCACUGCGACUGCGACUCCAAAAGUGCGUCAAGAUGUCAUUACCACACUCGGUCUUUCGGAAGCAAAUCUCAAAGUCUUCACAAUGACUACGAGUAGAAAGAAUAUACACUAUGAGGUAAGGUUCAAAUCAGACGAAGAGGAUCAUUACAGUGACUUCUUGCGAUGGCUUAAAGGCAUACACAAACGCCGUUCAGAAAACCCUGCACGCCGAGCUGAGCUCGAAAAGAAUAAUGAACGCCUUGAUAAUGUAUCGGGUAUAAUCUACACCCUCUUCCGAAACGAUUGCGAAGCCCUUGCCGCACGUCUCCGCUCUGAUGGAAUAGGUGCCAAACCCUAUCACGCAGGUCUUCCCAACGACGAAAAGAACGAAACGUUGCAUCGUUGGGUAAACAACGAUAAAGGUUACGAUGUGGUUGUCGCAACCACCGCUUUCGGCAUGGGAAUCGACAAGGAAAACGUCCGAUUCGUAGUGCACUGGCAAUUGCCAAAGUCUUUCGAGGGCUUUUAUCAAGAAGCUGGCAGGGCGGGGCGAGAUGGAAAGGCGAGUGCUUGUGUGCUUUACUACAGCAGGGAGGACCGAGAUAGGGCGUACAGUCGACUCAGCAAAGAAAAGGAUAGUAGUAAUCUCGAAAGUAGACUUUCCAGCUUACAGGCAUUGGUCAAAUAUAGUGAGGCUACGGAUACCUGUCGGCAUCAGAUGAUCUGUGCGUAUUUUGGAGAGAAGGAAAUACCGGAGUGUGAAUAUGCUUGUGAUUGGCAUAAAGAUGCGAAGGCGUUGAGGAGGGCUAAGGAGAUGGGGCUACAGUCUGAGGAUUGGGUUAGUACGCAGAGGGACUUGGGGAGGUUUGAUAGGGGGUAUGACGGGUACGACUGA